AUGCUCAGAACGCCUACAUCUGCGACAUUUGAUUUUUCUGGUAACCAGGCAGGACCUGGUGCCACCAUAGACGAAGAUGAAGCUGAUUUGACUGUCUUAGAAGAGAGUCUCAAGUCCACAGACGAAUACUGCAAAGAGAUUGCGCAGAAAUUGGAUAUAAUAUCCUCGAAAAAUGCCAAUGCCAUUCGAACAGUAAAACCUUUGAUGUCGAGGAUAAACAAGCUUAAGGUGCAACAGAACAAUAUUAAAGCUACCGUGAAGUUGGUAGAUGAUGUCAAAGAGUAUGCCUCGGAAAUUAAGAAACUAGAUAAGACCCUUGCAAACAACGAGGAAAUGAAACAUAUCGGACAGAUUGAAAACUAUUGCGGUGCAUUGUCAAAGCUGGCGAGUAUACGGAAGCGGCUGGUGGCGAAGCGAUUGGAUGGAUUUACCGGGUUAAUGAAGGGAUUAAAUGGAUCUAUACGAGAUGCUGAAGUGACAUUGAAGUACGAUAUGAUAGCUAAGCUCAAAAAGUUGGAUGAAUCACAGGUGUCAAAGAAAAGUCAUGACGACGAUGAGGUCAGACUAAUCAAACAGAUUGAGUACAUUUACGAGUAUAUGAAAACAGAGAGACUUAAGGAUCUUACUGAUACUAUCGUUCGUGAGAGAUCUUCUCAUGAUGUCAGGAUGUUGAAGUCCAUGGCACCUUUGAAACCUCCAAGUAUCGUUAAGGAUCUUUAUUAUUUGUAUUCAGGAGCUUCUAAGACCGGGUCACCUUCCUUUAUUGAUUACUGCAAGCAGGCAAGUCGAGUGUUCCAAGAUGAAGCGCAUGUUCUUGCCAAACUGCUUGCUACGCAGGAGGAAGCAUCAACAAUUUUGAAUCUUGUUUCGAACUCUUUGUUGGCGGAAAUUACUCAUCAGGCGGAAGCUUUUGGUGCAUUUGUCGCUAGUAACAAAUUCACUCAUUGCACAUUACUUUACGAGGUGACGGAUGGACUACACAUUCUAUUGAGUUCAAUAUAUCAAUAUAACGUGAAGAUUCCAUCGGAAUUGUCACAUUUGGACAAAAAACUCUGUUCCGAGGCAUCCAAGAUCUUUGUCGGUUUCUUUGAGUUUGUGAAUAUGAGAUAUCAUGAAUUGGUGGUACCAGAACAUCCAAACGAGACUCUUAACAACACUUUCAUGAUGCUUGUAACAAGAUUAAACAAAUACUCCAUGUUUAGAGAUCAGCAACUCUUUUUCAUAUCCAAAAUGAAAAAUGGAUCUUGGUUACCUGCCUACAGACCUCCGGGAUUUUUAGAAAUAAAAACAUCGUCGUCUGAUGCUCAAUACCUUCUCAGCACAUUCUAUUCAGAUGUGAUCGAGUUUAGUUUCUUUAAUCUUGCCGAACAAUUCCAGGCCAAAAUGUCGGAAGAGGACUUGGGUGUGAUGCUCUUGUUCAAUUUGGAUGGUCUGCAAAACUUGCUAGAUAGUAGGUCUCUCUUGAAAGGUAUAUUGGGUCAACAAGGUAUUAGCAGAGUGGAUAGAUUGAAGAAGAAGGCCAUAGAUAAAGCUACUACUGGCUGGAGUGAUAUGACCACUAAACUUAUGGAAGCUUCCACCAAACAGGGAGACUCUUUUAACAUGAGCAACAAGGAUAUGGGCAAAUUUGUGGACGAAUUCACCAAGAGCUUUAACGAGAAUUAUAAAAAGCUGCAAGAGAAGAACUUACCACCAUUUUUCAAGAAGGAACUUUCCCAGAACAUUCGCAAAAUGCUCGGCCCCGCUUACAGAGUCUUCUACAUGAGCGUCUCUCAAGAUCCUUCUGCCAAGAGUGUGUUGAAGCACUUCAAGCUUAGCAUAAGCGACUUUGAGCAUAAAUUGGUGACAUUAGCAUAG
This is a messenger RNA of Brettanomyces nanus, 1857 nucleotides long. RefSeq lists its product as uncharacterized. Gene Ontology annotation, cellular component: exocyst. The transcript has a single exon. NCBI's taxonomy places the organism in Eukaryota, Fungi, Ascomycota, Pichiomycetes, Pichiales, Pichiaceae. The coding region runs from base 1 to 1857 and encodes 618 amino acids. The record is from RefSeq and is a predicted model, not a curated record. Gene Ontology annotation, molecular function: phosphatidylinositol-4,5-bisphosphate binding. Gene Ontology annotation, biological process: exocytosis.